CGAUGUCUCUGCGUCGUGCCCACCUCCCCCGCAAGCGCUUGGACCGCGCCUGCAGCCGAUCCCACUGCCAUCCCCGGAGGCCGUUACCUCGCCUACUGUACGUUCAUCAAUUGGUUCGGAUACUACUCAGCAAGCAGAGUCUGCCACGGCUUCAGGUGCAAUCUCGACCGACCCGUCGACAGAAGGUCCCUCUUUCGGCGGGGCAGCGUGGUCGGCUAUGUUCCAUCACUUAAAGCAGACGAAGCAGACGGUGCCUAUUCGAAGGCGAAUUGGAGUGUUGCGGAGGUACGAGGAGGGACGUGAGUGGAUAUGGGAUGACGGGAGUGUUGUGAAGGGAACGGGUGAAGCAGGUAUAGAAGAUAUGAUGGGGGAAUGGGAAGAGAUCCAGCAAGAGGCUUAUGGCGAGGGGGAAACGCAAGGCAUCAGCGGGAGGCCGGACUGUUCCGACAGAGAGGAGCAUACAGGCGGGGAGCGGUCUAUGCAACCUGAAAUCAUUGUGAUCGACGACGACGACGAAGAAGAAACGCAUUCAACCUAUUCAGGACCACUUCAUAAGUGUCCGCUGUGUCCGCGCACCUUCAAACUCCCAAACGGCCUCGCGCUUCACCUGAAGUGGCAUUGGGGUCAGACUUCAUUGGAUUGGAAACGAGGGAUCGGCAAGCACGGGCGGAUUAUAGAACGAGCAAAUGAGGCAAAGGAAGCUGCUGAAGCUCGUGCCAAGGAGAUCACAGAGGCUCAAGCCGCCAGUUCAUCACCAACCCUGAAGCCAGCCUCUGAAGGCACGGCUAGGCAAGACUCAGAUGACAUGUUCAUCUCUUCAGCAACAGGACCUGUGCCUCGUCCAAUAACGGCCCCUGCAGGUCCAGGUGGUUUCUGUAUGCCCUUCAUGCCAACGGCGACCUCCGAAGACCCCUUCAACUUCUUUCCAUCGCGCCCGUCUAUCGAGAGUCGGAACGAUGCGCCACGACCUUCACCCACGCUGCUCCCUCCCGUCCGCGCUGGUGCCUUCGAUAUCGGGGUUGGGAGUUCGCGCGGAACAUCCGACCCAUUGUCCACGCCAGAACUAAGUCCGGGCCCGUCGAGGUCCAGCGAUGGAGAUAGCAUGGAGUGCAAUCGCAACCGGGAGUCGUCCUGGAGCGAUGACUUGUUCGGGCCGGAUGAGGAAGAAAUGCAGGUACGCUCGACUACACUUCAUGGAACACGGGAAGCUUAGUGUACAUCUUGGUGCACAGCGCGACAGCCCUGUAGGCCU
Molecule: messenger RNA, 1252 nt
Organism: Fomitopsis serialis
Lineage: Eukaryota; Fungi; Basidiomycota; Agaricomycetes; Polyporales; Fomitopsidaceae
Exons: 3
Coding region: 218-1213 (331 amino acids)
Source: RefSeq, a predicted model, not a curated record